Messenger RNA from Homalodisca vitripennis (glassy-winged sharpshooter), 6941 nucleotides. RefSeq names its product facilitated trehalose transporter Tret1-like. Gene Ontology annotation, cellular component: membrane. Gene Ontology annotation, biological process: transmembrane transport. The transcript has 10 exons. Gene Ontology annotation, molecular function: transmembrane transporter activity. The coding region runs from base 227 to 1759 and encodes 510 amino acids. The record is from RefSeq and is a predicted model, not a curated record. NCBI's taxonomy places the organism in Eukaryota, Metazoa, Arthropoda, Insecta, Hemiptera, Cicadellidae.
CUCCGCCAGUGCCAAAACAAACACACUAAACUGUCACUGUCCUCUGUCCAGUCUACACUUUCACAUUCCUCUAUCAGUUGGUGUGAUGGCGUGGCAUGUAGGAUGUCCGGUAAACAGGAUGUUGGCACUAUGCAUAGCUUUUUUAGAUGUACGGAUAACAGGACGUUGGCACUAAAAGGGUUAUACAUUUAAAGGUGCUUAGGAGUAGGAACAGCUGACAAUCAAGAUGCAUGCUGAAUUGGAGGAAACAGUUGAGAUGUCAGCAGUUGGAGGCAAGUCAGCUGUGUAUGAAGUCAACUCACAAUUGCGGGAGUCUUCUUUCUGGCCUCAGAUACUUGCUUGUUUAUCAGCAGCAUCUCUACAUUUUGCAGUAGGGGCAGUUGUAGGAUUCUCCUACAUAGUGAUUCCAUAUCUUGAAUCUCCAAAAUCAGAUAUAAGAGUGACUGAAGAAGACAUGUCUUGGCUAGGUAGUGUGGUAGCACUGAUGUUGCCAGCGGGGUCCAUGGUAGCGGGGUGUAUCAUAGACAAGAUCGGACGUCUCAACACCAUCAGGGUUGCCAUCUUGCCCUAUGUAACAGGCUGGUUUUGUAUAGCAGUGGCGACUGGUGUUCCCUUUCUCGUGGUUGGCAGGAUCCUCACUGUCUUCUCUAUGGGUUUAGCUUGUAUCCCAGCUGUGGUAUAUAUCACAGAAGUUGCCAAACCAGACCACAGAGGAGCCCUCAUUUGUACAUCACCUUUUCUGGCAUCUUUGGGUAUUCUUGUGAUGUAUGCUAAAGCAGCUUUCAUUUACUGGAGAACCAUCUGCUGGAUAUCCAUCUCCUACUGUGUCCUGCCUCUCCUGCUGAUGUACUGGUGGUCUCCAGAGAGUCCUGUCUGGCUGGUGUCUCAGGGCAAGACUGAACUAGCACUCACAUCUCUGAAAUUCCUCCAGAGGAGUGAUAGCAAGUUUCAGGGAGGUGUAGCCGAGCAGAGACUGUCAACUUUACUUGAGGAACAUAACAAAGCAACUCAGUCUGAUAUCAGGAGGUCAACCUUUGGCCAUCUUCUGUCCCAUUUCACUAAACCAACUGGAUACAAACCAGUCCUACUUCUUACUGUGAUCUUCACUCUCCAGGGACUUUCUGGGAUUUACAUCGUACUGUAUUGUACUGCAACUUUCUUUAAGAAUAUAGGUACCCCUAUAAACCCCUACAUCUGUACAGUUGGUGUAGGAGUGGUGAAAGUGGUGCUGGGAAUAGUCACCAUAAUUCUGCUGAGGAAGUUUGGUCGCCGACCACUAUUCAUGCUGAGCUGUGCCACGAUGGCCUUAUCCAUCUUCACUUGUGGAUACUACACCAAGCAGAUAGCUGAAGGACAUGUGGAAAAAUAUUGGAAUCCAAUGAUGUGUAUUUUGGUUUUCACAAGUGCUGGUGUUGUCGGGUUCAUGAGUAUUCCAUACUCUAUGUCAGCUGAACUGUUCCCUGUAGAACUGCGAGGAUUGGCCCAAAGCCUCCUUGCUAUUAUUGCAAACUUGGUCUUAUUUGUUGCCCUUAAGAUUUAUCCUUUCCUCAGUGAAUUUCUUGGAGAAUAUGGAGUUCAGUGGUUCUUUGCUGCAGUUUCCUUUGGUUCUAUAAUUUUCAUCUACAUUUUCCUCCCAGAAACUCAUAGAAAAGAGCUGCCAGAAAUGCAAGAAUAUUUUACAAACAAUACGGCUUUCCCAAUGGAGUAUGAUACACUGAGAAAAUUUUAUGGGAUAGAAGAAGCUGUGACAGCUUUGUGAUAGAGAAUGGCAUACUGGAAGGAUUUCUUCAUAGUAUUACAAAAGGCUGCUAUCAGAUUGCACUAUCACUAAGUGAUUCAGUAUUACAGUGGUAAUUUUUACAGUCUACGAGUACCAAGGUAUGUUGUUUAUUUGAUAUAAACAUUUAAAACUCUAAUUUAAUUUAUAAUGCACAAAAAGUGUGGUGCUAUGUAUUUCACCAUUAUUUUAGUUUAUGAAUGAAUUUUAAAUCAUUUCUUGGUAUUGUAGACAUUAAGUAAAGGAGUAAAAUAGUGAUACGCAAUUGUCGUACACUCCUAUUAAUUGUCUUGAUUGUUGGAAACUCUCGAGACUUCAGUGGAAUAUUUCACAACUUAAAUGUCUUGUUUCUAUUCAGAUUGGAGUAGGGCUUCUUUAUGUUUAACUUGUUAAGAACUUUUUUUUACACAUUGAGUGCGGCGAGCAGGAAAUCCUGUGCUCAGAACAGUCAUAUCGGUGUGGUAUGCAGGAUUUCUCGCACUUUAACCCACCUACCACUAUUGUAUCAGUUGCCAGCUAGCAUUGCUUGGCAAAAAUUGUGCGGUUUGUAGGAUUGAAAGCCAUCCAACAGAAAAUUCCUGGCAAGAUGUGACAGUUCCAGGACUUAAAGUGUUCAUAGGUAUUGUGCUUCAUAAGGGAACAAUUAGAAUCUGUCAGAACCAGAACUACUGGAAAAGAUCACGAAUAUUUGAUCUCAAAUGCUUCAAAGAACAAUGUGGAAUGUGAUGGUGAUAAAGCAGAGGGUAGGCUAAACAAAGUGGAAAUGCCAGUUGAGUAUUUCAACCAGAAAAUUGAUGAUGUUUAUUACCCAUGUAAGGAACUUUUUCUUGACAAGGGAUUGAUGCUGUGAAUACUAUAUUUUGGUGUUUCGGCAGUACAUAAAGGGAAAACGCCAUAAACAUGGAAUUAAAUUGUACUCUCUCAAUGUGAGUCUCAGGGACUAGUUUCUUGAUUUGUUGUAUACUCUGACAGUCAAGAGGAUUUAGGGGGCAAAUAUCACACUACCAAUGUAGUAAUAUAUCUGAUGAGAGGAGGACUGAAGACACCUUAUACAUGGACAACUUAUUCUCUUGCUUCUAAACUGCUGUUCAACAAAACCUACCAAACUGGCACCUCAGACUGAAUAGGAGACAUUCCAGAUGUAAAACUGGCAAAACUGAAAAAAAUGGAAACAAUUGCACGAUAUGCUGAAGGUGUCAUGGUGGCCAAAUGGAGGGCUAAAACAUUGUGUCAUACAUCUUUACGAAACUUGACGACAACAUGGUCUUCACAACGAAUUGUGUGUAGAGAAAAACCCUUGGCUAUUGCGCAAAUUAGCAUGAAAGGGGUUGCUGUCCUACCACCCUAGUGAUCACAAAUCAAUAUUUUGGUCUAAGAAGAUUUUUAUUCAUCUUCUUCAGAUGGUCAAGGUAAGUUCUCUUAAGCUACAUAAUGUUGUAAUUGAUGCCAACACCAUGCAACUGUUUGACUUUCACCUACAGAUCAUCGAAGCACUGUCACCCCCCAAACAGGGACCUCCUCUAAUGCGGCCUUAAUGUAACACUGCAUGUGCUUUCAAAGUUAUUCAGAAGUCAAUGUGUUAACUUAAACACAUCUCACUAAGCAAUAUUUAAGAGGCUUUCAGUGUUGUAUAUUGUAUUCACAAUGUAGGAACCUCUCUAACCAUUUAGUUUUAGUCUGUGUUUACCAAUGUUCUUAAUAAUAUGUGCAAUCUUCCGGUUUGAAUUUGGUCCUUUAUGGUCAUUUCGCUAACAGCAUUUUGUUAUUUAAAUCCUUUACUAACAAGGGAUUCAUGUAAACAGUGCAGAAUCAAACCCAUUGUAUCCACAUUCAAACUUGCUGUUUUUAUAGGAAAACAGUUUAAUUACACUGGCACUAAGCUGGAUUAUGCCAUGCAACAAUUAAAGUACAGUUGACACUAAUUUAUUUGAAAUUAUAGUCAAAUUUAAUUCAAGAACUGGCAACUUAAUUACCUCUAUUGGAAGACCAGUUUUCCUGGGUUUUCAAGGAUAUUUGAUAAAAAUAUAAUAAAUAAAUACUCAAAAUUAUUUGAUUAUGUAUUGUCAGGUAUUUUUUCAUAAAAAGUCUAUAUUUUUACUAUGCAUAUUUUUAUAAGUAAGCAUUUUUUAAUAUUUGAAUAUUUAAAAUAUUUUUUUUUUUUCAAGGAGAGACCGUACCUACAGAAGUGGUAUAUAUUUGCUAAAUAAAAAUGUCAAAAUAUACAAAUUAUUUGCAGAUUUCACUAGUUUCCAAAAAUAUGUCGUUGGAUGGACUUAUUUCAUAAAUUGUUGCGUAUAUUUUGGAAAAACUUACAACAGAGCAUUUUUAUCAAAUUUAUUUUACAUUACCCUGGUAAAAUUUUAUAUUACAACAAUCAUAUUCUUUUCUAUGCAAUAAACAGUAUUAUUUCACAUUAAGAGAAGCAUUGACAUAUAAUUUAUCAAUAACAAGUACAAGAACAAAAUUAUGUAGCAAAACACCAUAUUUAUAGACCUGAAAAUCUUCAAUUUUCUUACACACCAAACUUUAUAUCUCCAAAAGUUAAAAUUUUCUUCUCAUGUUGUAAAAAUAAAAAUGUAUUUAUCUACAUGUAUUAUCGGACAACACACUCAGUAUUGUCAACACCUAUUCCUAAUCGUUAUAAAAAUCUAUUUACAAAAAUGUACAAUGAUAAACCUGAGUUUCGGCAGUUAAGGUAGGGACACUGAGAUCUUACACUAGGUCUAAUCAGAUUCAUUAUUGCUGGAAGGUUUACUCUUUCUUCCUUAAUGAGUUGGUCUCCAUCUGUGUUCUAGCUUACUAAAACAUUCCAUGUGUACGCCAACAGUACAUCGUGGAUAUUGUUAGGCAGUUCUUUGCCUAUGUAGAUCCAGAAGCUCCAGCAGUCACUACAGCGAUGGUCACCAGUAUCUGGGUUAAAGAAAAGGUUAUAAUAAAACAACACAACUUGGCUCUUUAAUUGAUUAAACAUCAUACUUUAGUUAAAUGUGAAAGUAUAUAAAUAUUUAACUUUGUAAUGACAUAAAACAAUGUAUUUUAGUAAAUAAUUAAACAAAUCCAAAAGAAAUUAUUCCAGAACAAUUAUUUAAUUGAGAAAUCAUUAUAACACUAUUGAAACAAGCUUUUUAUUAGUCCUAAUAAGACACACCAAAUUUUAAACAUGAGAGAGCACUCUACGUUUUUAAAUAACAAUUAUUUACAUUUUUUCAAUCAUUUUCAAUGUACUAAUUAUACAUUUAAAUAUAAAGAGGUGUUUAAAAAAUCCUACAAGUAAAAUAUGUACAUGCGCAAGGGUUUAUUUGUUACUAGAAUGAAUCAAAUUAAAUUUGGUCAUAAUAAAGCAAAAUUAGUCAUUUUGAGUAAUGUACAAUUAGUAAUACUACUGAAAAAUAACUAGGCAUCAAAUAACUUUCACCUUUUGUCUUAGUCAUUGCCAGCGUCUUUAUAUUUUAUAUAUUCAAUAGUACAUCCAUUUUCUAAAUAAAAAAGAAUACUAACAAUCACAAAUUUUAUAUAUGUACAGUAUUAACUCAUAUGCAUAUAAAGACUUUUUCAAUAAAAUGAUGCGUGAAAAAUUAUGUUGCACACGGAAGUUAUUCAAUGCCUAGGACUACGGAAGGGCACAAACAGAGGCUACUUCCAGCUCACAACAUUAUCUUGACUCAGACUAAUGUAAAGGUACAGUUGGCAGUGGGGGUGACUGAUUCUAGUUCUUAGAAAGAGGCUCACAGAAUAUGCCAGGCUGCCAACACACAGAAAGUAACUUUUUUAAAGAAAAACAAAACAACCUGGAGGUAACCUCUGUGAUGGGCCCUCUCUAGAUUUAAGGUAGGAGUUAAUUUUUUGUUUUAAGCUGCAUACACAGUAGAGUAGAGUGAAUAGACAAAUAUUACUAUUCACUUCACUAUAUUUUAAUCAAUUCUUUUGUGAAAAUGACAAUCUGAUUGGUUUUUCAGUAUCAAACUUUUUAGCUUUUAACUUGUUUUUAUACAAAAAGGUGCUUCUUUGUUUAGUUUAAAUAUGACACGAGAAUGUUAUGGAAAUAAUAAAGUACUAAUACUGAAUUUGAUAGAUGGAUUAGAUAGGACUGAUAAUAAUACUGAUGAUUUAUGGAAUAUAUAAUGUGAUUUCCUAAUAAUUGCCAUUCUCAUCCGACUUAUGUACUGAUAGUGUAUACUCCGGGUAAAGGAUGAUUACUUAACAGCCCUAUGACAAGGGGAGACUGAGGGACAAACAGUUUAAUGUGGGUCCUGAACAAACUACUUAUAAGUCUGAUAUUAUUAUAAAUAUGAACACAUAACUUAAUUAAUGUUCUGUAUUCAACCAGAACAUACUCAAUUCUCAAAAAGUGCCUGUUCAUCUAAAACAGGAUAACAUGAUAGUAUUGUAGUGAAGCAUGGAACAAAUUAUUACAACUUUAUGUUAAAUAGAAAUCUACUUUGUUUAAUCACCUUGUUCAGUUAAUUUUUGUUUUUUAUAGUUUUCCUUAAGUUUGUUGUAACUCCUAACAUUGUUUAUAAAAUAAGAUACAUGCAGUUGCAACACUCAUUAUUGUUCUUACAAUCAACUGUCAGUAACUAAUAGUUUUUAAACAUUUUGUAAAAAUAAUAUUUUUAUUCCAGCCUGAAAGGAUAAAGCAAAAUAUUUCAAAUUUAUUGUAUUAUUAACCAAGGAUCUGGCACACCUUAUAUUGGUUUUUUGUUGUGUUAUAAAUAGCUGUGCUCAGUAUCGUGUCUAACAUAGUUUUUUCAUGUGUAGUUUAUAUAUUUAAAAUAUAAUAAAAUAGCAUCGCUACUAGCGAAUAGAGGAAUGUUUAGUUUACAAUUAUUUGUUUUACGUUUAUACUCAGCAGAAUAUUUGUUUAUUGAGUUUUAAAAUACCUUGUGAAGUUACUAAAAUAUAAAUUAGUAUUCAAUUCAAUUUAGAAAUAGGAAAGGUCAUGAUGAUUGGUAUUAAUAUAAAUUGGUAUAAGUAUAGUAAAAAUGUAAAAAUAUAUUUUCAAAUUAAUGAAUUUUUUUAAACUAAUAUGUCAGGUUCAUUUAGAAUUUAUUAUGGACCAAUUGUGUGAUAUGAUAAUCUUAUGGGGGGUGAAGAUUUACAUUUAUGACAAGCUGUGAUUUUGUAAAUCUGUGCAUGUUCUCUUCAUUUUCCACAGCAGUAGGCC